AAGGGAGUUGGUGCCGUCUCUGUUUUAACCACAAUCGACCGGUUUCUUUCGAAAGUUGUGAACUCGUCUGACGGGAAUUUCACGAUGGAGGUCGACAAGCCAAACUUGUUUAUAGAAAUUGGUCAAGUAGACAGUUGUGACAAUAUUACGUUUCCGUCCAAUGCCGGUAAUACCAAAAAUACAACGAAUAGUAUGGAGGAUCAGAUCGUCGUUGGCUGUGGACAAGGUAUAAACGUAUUUAGUGGCGGCUUGUUUAAAAACAUGUCGGGAAUGUUGCCUACAACUUCAAAUGAUAUCGACUCAUUAGACAGUUCAAUCAACGGGCCGGUACUGUCCUUCAGUUUUCACAGACAACAAAACAGAACAGAGAACGUCAGCAUAACCUUCCAUGUCUUUGAUAAUGAAUUAAGGGACCCUGCUUGUUCCUUUUGGAAAACAAACUUAAGCGGGAAUAGCCGCUGGUCCACCGAGGGAUGCGAAUUAGAACACUUUGACAGCGAGACAGGGACUGUGUCCUGCAAGUGUAACCACCUGACAAACUUUGCUGUCCUCAUGAGCCCCACCAGUACCACUGAAACGGAAACUGUUCACCAUCGCAGCCUUGGAGUUUUGUCAAUUGUGGGAUGCAGCAUAUCUAUACUUGGUUUGGUUCUUACCAUUGCGAUCUAUGUAUACUUUUGGAGGACUGUACAUUCCACGAGGUCAGUUUUGCUUCUCAACCUGUGUACGGUUCUUGUUGUGGCUUACGUCCUGUUUCUGGCAGGGGUGGACUACACUUCACAACCCGCCGUGUGCACGUCCAUUGCUGUUCUGCUCCAUUACAUAUUUUUGGCUGCCUUUUUCUUGAUGCUAUCGGAAGGAUGUAUUAUUGCACAAAAGGUGCUCAGACCCCUUGACAAAAGGAACAUUUUACAAGCAUUGCUUGGAAUUUCUUACGGACUUCCCCUGGUCGUCGUUAUUAUUUCUGCUGCAUCAUCUAAACUGAAAGGUUAUGGAAAUGACAAAUUCUGCUGGCUUAGCAUUGAUUCGGGACUUUUCUGGGCUUUUGCUGGACCGGCAUUGACAAUAAUAUUUACGAACACCAUCAUCACGGUCGCAGUCAUCAAAAGGUUGUUUGGAACUUCCGCUAUGUCAAAACGAGGGGAUGCUGACAAGAUCAAGACUGGACUUCGGAGCGUGUGUGUCUUGUUGCCAGUGUUUGGGAUCACGUGGCUGUUCGGUGUGUUUGCUGUCAACAAGGAUACUGUCGUUUUCCAGUACCUCUUUGUCAUCUUCAACAGUCUACAGGGAGUUCUGAUCUUCGUAGUUCAGUGCAUCCUGGAUAGGAAAGUGCAGGAGGCGUUCAAAGCCAGGCGAGCCAGGUGGCUUGCACCAGAGGUGUCCAUCACUGCUACCGAAAUGAAAACGAAGUCCUCGGCUGUAACAAAAUCAAACGCCACCGAAUCAACUGCAUAACUGACGAAUGUCCAGUUUACAUGUAUAUACAUGUAUAUGCAUACUUUACCAUAUUUGUUUGAUAUUAAAAUAAUACUUCACAUAUUUGCAAUAGAUGUUCAGGAGUAUACACAUUCGGUGUUGCUUUUUGGUUUGGAAAUACACAUUUAUAUAUGAGCCUCAUUAUUAUAAUAUUUUAAUGGAAAAUACAACUACAUCGCGUAAAAGAUAACAAAUAUAAACACUUGUUUGUUCGAAUACAUUUUAAGGUUGAAUUUAAUUAGAUGGGAGAAAUAUCGUGUCAUUAAUGAACCUGAGUAAUCAUGUGUGUAUUUCUUAUUUAAACACACUUUAUAAGUAUUGAUUAUAAUGGAAUCUAUCGAUCAGUAAAUAUUUUGAAUUAUCAAUUACUUUUAAUUAUUUUUGUGUAAAAAUAAUAUUUUUGUAUGCCUUUUUGUUAUCAUUUGUUUUCUUAUUAAAGCUUAUCGUAUUUGUAGUUUUAAUCAUUGUCUUUGUAUGUCAUGUAUUACAUUUUGUGUCAGGAAAUAUGGAGGAUAUUUGUAUUUUUAUUUCAGUGUAAGAUUGCAAUAUAUAUUUUACGAGUGUUCAUAUAAAACAGCGCAUAAAGACAAUAUGCAUUAUUAUUUGAAUGAUGGUCAGUGUCAAAAAACAUCUGUGGAUUAAACACAUCAUUCAAGUAUGUUUGUUUAGUGGAAUUUAAUCACGUUUAUAUUCUGAACAGCGUCUGUAUCCUGAUCGUUUACACUAAGCUUCUAUAAGGCGAAGAAAUAGGGAGAAAAUUGUACACAAUGCUACGAUGUUGACAAUGUUUAGAGAUCAUAUAAAGAAUUUUUCGGUUUAUUGCUUAUUGUGUGAAAGGUGAUUUUUUUUCUUGAGAUUCGAUAUUUAUGUGAAAAACUAUCGAGCUAUCUAUUCUGACAGGAAAAUAUUUGAUAAAAGGAUACCAUUGAAAUGAUGAAUGGUGAGCUUGAUUUACUUCUGAAACGUGUUGUAUAAAAGCUGCACUCGCACUGAUUGACCGUUUUACAACGUUUUUAAUUUGUUUGUCUUGGAAUGACUCAUUUUGGGCGUAAAUGCGUGGAAACAAGUAAGAUGAGACUGCUGACAAAACAUCAGAUCGCAGACAUUCUAUUUUAGUUUGAAAAUUGAUGUGUUUUUUACUAAAAGAGUUACUUACGCUUUAAGAAAUAUUAUUUUUUCUGCAGUUUUCCAAAUUAUUGGUAUCUGUUCUAUUGUGGGUUAUCAAUCAUGACCACAUUGAAGUCAUUAAUGCACAAAAUAACUGAUUCUAGGCAGUUUUUUUUUAUAUUAAAUAUCAAAACUAUCAAUAUGUGAGAUAGUAGCUUUAAAUAUUUAUUUGUAAACUCAAGUUAUAAUUUUGACAUAACUAUUUUCCGGCGGAAAAGAGUUAAUUAUCAAUUCAAGAAAAAUGACACUUGAUAUAAAAAGUAGUCCUUUAAUGGCAGCCAAGGUCAAAUGAUUCUAUAAAACUCAAAUAAUAUAACAUAGUAAUACACAUAGACCCUAAUGUACUGUACUUUCAAUAGCAUUAUCAGUGCUUAAAUCGAAUUAAAGAUUGCAAAUAACGACAAAAAACAAUAGAUAAAAAAACAAUCCAUUUUCAGAAUGGAAAUACUACAUGUACAGCUCUUCUACCAAAUACCUCCAAAAUUAUCAUUUUGAUCUUAGUCAGAAAUUUAAAACCCCAAUUUCUGGACUUUUUACGGGUGAAAUUUGGCCAGUUUUAAAUUUGAUUUUUGUGUUUUGUAAAACUUCAUACAUUUCCGUCACAUAGGUUGCUUUGAGGGACAUUAUUAAAGUUGUUGUUUUUUUCUGACAAUUCGAUAUUUCACCAAAAGAGCAUAACAUAUGUUUUAUCAAGUUGUUUACUACUACAUGAAUGUCAAUAUAAUAAUGUAAGUAUGUUUAUAAGUCUUCUUUUUGUUUUAUUUUGAUGCUUGAAUAUUAAACUUUUGAUAUAUAUGUCAAUUUGAAGAUAGACGCUACAUUUGUUUUUUGUUAUACAACUUGAAUGAACAGGUAGUAAAGUUAAACAAUACUCUUAUAUCAAAAGGAGAAAGCCUAGCAUGUAAUUCAUAUUUUCAAAUUAUGUUCAAGUGUUUGCUUAUCUUAUAUAUGAAUUAUAUUUAGUAAUAUUUGUAUGUGUUUAUUCCAUGCAUGAUUAAAUAUUAUUGUCUAUGUUGUAUCCACUUGCUAAUUUAGUAAUACAUAUUAAAAUACAUUUUAGAUCUUUUUGAAGAGAA
Molecule: messenger RNA, 3719 nt
Organism: Mya arenaria
Lineage: Eukaryota; Metazoa; Mollusca; Bivalvia; Myida; Myidae
Product: adhesion G protein-coupled receptor L3-like
Exons: 16
Coding region: 85-1455 (456 amino acids)
Biological process (GO): adenylate cyclase-activating G protein-coupled receptor signaling pathway; cell surface receptor signaling pathway
Cellular component (GO): membrane
Molecular function (GO): G protein-coupled receptor activity
Source: RefSeq, a predicted model, not a curated record